This is a messenger RNA of Botrytis byssoidea, 1512 nucleotides long. RefSeq lists its product as uncharacterized. Gene Ontology annotation, molecular function: nucleic acid binding. The record is from RefSeq and is a predicted model, not a curated record. The coding region runs from base 1 to 1512 and encodes 503 amino acids. NCBI's taxonomy places the organism in Eukaryota, Fungi, Ascomycota, Leotiomycetes, Helotiales, Sclerotiniaceae. The transcript is spliced from 6 exons.
AUGUUGGGAUUCGCCAAGAAGACGCCAUUCGAGAAUGAACAAGAGAUUAUGAACAAAGCUCUCAUACCAUUGGGAAUAAAACCACCAAUCUCUCAAUUUGAGUCGUGGAAAUCUCCAUUUGAGAAAUAUGGCUUAAUCCUGGGAGAAGAGCUCUUAAAGAUAUCCUCGAGUCACCUGUACCACCCGUCUUUGACAUUCAACCCCGGAAGACCUAAGAAACUCGUCAGCGCUUCCUGGAAUCUUAGCGAUGUGAAACGUUUUAACGUAGUCGAAAGAUACUCUGAGCUCAGGAUUAUUCAUGUGAAAAUAGCCGAACAGAUUUCUGAUAAGCAAACGAAGAGUGUUUUGAUGUUUGCUAGUGCUCCCGCAACUCAACUGAGAAGAUAUGGCCUUCAGACACAAUCUUUCAAAGGGAAAGUACAUUCCAUUGCCUGGCCAGAAUUAAACGAAGAAAAGAAACCUUUUGCUUCUGCGGCCCAGAAACGCGAAUUGGUCAAUCGUCUCCUAGAAACUUGUUUGGGGGGAGACAUUAGACCUCGUCUGGUGUUUAUGAUAUUACCUCGUGAAGACGCCGCAAUCUACUCUAACAUCAAAUGGUCGGGAGAUUUUGUUUCAGGAAUAGCAACGAUUUGUGUUUGCCAAGCAGCGGUGGAAAAGAAAAGUUUUGGUAUUCUAGACAACUUCAAUCUCAAAGCUAAUCUCAAGCUUGGUGGUAUAAACCAUAUGAUUAGUGAUGCUAGAGAGUCAUCGAAACUCAUCGAGUCCAUCCAAAAUGACACCCUUAUGAUUUUUGGUGCCGAUGUUAGUCAUCCUGGCAAGGGGUUGGAUCCUGAAUGCUCAUCCAUGGCCGGUGUGGUUGCUUCUUUUAAUUUCAAUUUCUGUCACUUUGCUGCAUCUGCUCGCCUCCAGGCGAACAACGAGGAGUUCAUCUCAGAUCUAGGUGGCAUGCUCAAAGAGAGACUAGAGCUCUAUCAGAAAAAGAACCAGGGAAAACUUCCCUUGAAUAUUCUAUUUUACCGAGAUGGCGUCAAGAAUCAAGGGAAAACUGAUAUUCGUAUCACGUUGCUAGUCGUCACGAAGCGCCACCAUACCCGUUUCUUUCCGCUUAACUUGAACAAGAGUACUAAGAAUGUAAGUGGGGGUCUGGUGGUGGACAAGCACAUUAUAAAUCCGAAUCAAAUGAGCUUUUUUCUUCAAAACCAUGAUUCUCCUCUGGGGACAGCGAAGUCUGCGUACUACACUGUCAUCGCUAAUCAAUGCGAAUUGACUUUGGAGCAACUAGAACAAGUGGUCUGUGUUCCUGCACGAUAUGCCGAUAUCCUUUGCGACCGGCUGCGAUGUUAUAUGAAGCCUGCGUUGGAUGGCGGAAUUCGUCGUACCCAGGCUGAGAUUCAAGACGGCAAAGAUCCACUAGCUCACUAUCGCAAGACACGGCAGGCGUGGAUUCGCCCUGGAUCUAAACAAACUAAUCCCUGGCACUCUAAUCUGGACAACAUCAUGUUCUACUUGUAA